CGUCAGCUCAGCUGUCGUCUGUCACCGUGUCAUGUGCUUAGCCAAAACAAAAAUAUAGGUGUAUCUUUGUCAUAUGUUAUUUGUUGUGAAACUGUUGUACUAAUGACUCUGAUGUUCAUUUAUUUUGAUAUAUUAAUUAAACAUUAAUUUAGUGUGUAAACUUGAGUUUUCUUGUAUAGCUGAGUGAAAACGUUGCGUUAAUGUAGAUUAGUGUUCUAGAAAUCACCUUGAAAAAUAGUGUUCUAAAACAUAUUUAUUGAGCUUUAAUUAAGAUUUCACACUGUGAUCAAAUUGACAUAGAUUCUUUAUGUAGGAUUGCUAUUGUGAUUGGAGAAAUGGCACUCCAAAGUUCUGCUAAAGCGAUCAUUCCCAAAGUCUCCUAUUUAUCAUCAAGGGUAAUAAUGAUUUUAGGGUGUAAUCCAGGUGUAAUGACACUUCAAGGAACAAACACUUAUUUAGUUGGAACAGGGAAAAGGAGGAUACUGUUGGACACAGGAGACGCGGAUGUUCCUCAGUACACAGAGCAGUUGCACAAAGUGUUGACAAAAGAAAGCUGUGAUAUUGAGCAGAUUGUCAUCAGUCACUGGCACCAUGAUCAUAUUGGCGGCGUUCCAGAUGUCCUGAAAUUAACAAAACCUGAUUGUAAAGUGUGGAAGUUUCAACAGGCUGAUGACAAAGGCAAUGUAGUUGAAAGUAAGAUUCCCUUUGAAUGUUUAACGGAUGGUCAAAUACUGUCAACUGAGGGUGCUUCUUUAAGAGUGAUUCAUACCCCAGGACAUACGACUGAUCAUGCAGUAUUUACAUUGGAAGAAGAAGAUGUAUUAUUUAGUGCUGAUACAAUACUGGGUGAAGGCACAGCAGUAUUUGAAGACCUGCUCGACUAUAUGAAGUCAUUGCGCAAAAUACAGAAAAUUAAUCCCAAAGUUAUCUAUCCUGGUCAUGGCCCUGUCAUUAAGGAUCCACAGAAAGUAAUCAGUUACUAUUUGUCACAUCGUGAGAGCAGAGAAGAGGAAAUAUUGAAUGUGUUAAUGUCAAACAACGGACCAAUAUGUGCUGCCAAUAUUGUUAAAGUGAUUUACCCAGAUUUGGACAUAAAGCUGUUGCUUGCUGCUGAGAAUAAUGUGAAAAAACAUCUAAUAAAACUUAUGAAAGAAGGGAAGGUAGUAAAGGACAAUGAAAUGUGGAAGGUGAUAUGUUCCAGUAGUUGAGAUUUAAACUAUGUCAGAAUGGUUCAAAGCUGUUGUCUAGUGUAGUUUAUUUUGUUAAGUUUAUUGUAGUUUAUUUUGUUAAGUUUAUUAUCAGAAAGUUUAAUCUGUUGUUAUUCUGUUACCUAAAAUUCAAACAAAAUUAUUGAAGUUCAAAAUAAUACUCUAUGUUAUACUGGAUGUAUAAAAGUCUUAGGUAAUUUUCAUAUUACAUUUACAACUUGUUUUAAGUUGUCUUAAAUGUUAUUGUUGAUAUCAAAAAUGUACAAGUAUGUUUAUAUAUAAAUUAUUAUUAUUAAGUACGGUUUCAACCUGAAUGAAAUGAAUAUAACAUAUUUUUUAUAGUAACAUUUUAAACUUUAAAUUGUAAGUUAAAUAAAUUAAAACAGACUAAAAAUGCUUGGUGUGAACCAAUAUGAUGGCUUUACUACCCAAUAUGACUGACUGAGGUAUCAGAUUAAGAUAAAGAUUAUAUAUGUUCGAUUUGCCAGUUAAAUUUCUUGCAUUUAAAACCAGUUUUCAUUAUAACUGUUAAAAGUGGGCAAAGUUUUAGACAGUUAUAAUUCAAAACUAGUUAGAAAAAAAAAUUUACCACGUAAAUAAAAAAUGGAAAAUUUAUGUCUGUCUUGAUAAACUUUAUAUCUGUCUUACACACAAUUAUUAUAAAAUAAAAGUGUCGUAUUGGUUCUUGCCAAGCCAAACACGUUGAAUUUCUGUCCAGCGGCACCAACGAUUUUGGUAACCUCAAAUGGAAGCUAUUGAAACUACAAGAGUAGAAGGAAAGUAAUUACAUCAAUGAAAACAAAUUACAUUUGUGUUAUUUAAUUUACAUGUUACACUUACAUAGUGCAGGACAUGUAACCUUACAACUAAUCACCUACAUAGUUCAAUACGAUUUUAAAGUGUAUUUUUACUAUUGAAACCAAUUGUUUACAAAAAUCUUUGAUAUUAAUUUAACAGUUUACAAUUCCAUUAACUGUCUAACAAUGUCACUUGGAAUUCACUUGUCGAGAACAUUGCUGAGAAAUUUCCCAACUUCUGUGAUGUGGUGGAGCACAAUCUUGUUGCCAAAUAAAGUUUAUAUUUUUAUAAAAUGAACUGUUGCGUAGCACAAACAAAAUAAUUUCUUGAUGUAGUAACUUCCUUAAAUAUGUAGGUUUUCAACGAACUGACUUUUGUGACACCCAGUAUAUGUAUUACAUUUAUUUUUUCACAGCAAUAUAUUAAUACCAAUGAACUGUGCAAAAUCAUUUCUAAAAAUAAUCGAGUGAAUAUAUAAAGAACACAGCUAUUAAUAUAAUACUAUAGUAGAUUUUCGUGUUCAGCACACAGUAAUAGCAUUGUAGCUUGCCACAGUGAAGUGUGGAGGGUAACAGAUAUUUUAAUAAAAGAAAAAGGCAAACAAACAGAUGGCCAUAUCAACACUACUAUCCACUGGAUAUUGCACAAUGCAGCUGACUUUUUGAAUGGAGGCAGGGAGUGACUGAGUCCAUGUAGUUGCUAGUUGAAUAUGAAGUAGCUUCUCCUUUCACCCUCUCUUAAAAAUCUGUUCGUUAUACGUAGUUUUAAAAAUACAGGUAAUAAGAUUAUGCCAUCACUUCUCUGAAGUGUUCUGUUAUUUCGUUAUUACUGUUUUCAUUUUCCUGUAUACAGUACAAAUUUACUUAUGGAUCUCAUGCCAUUGUUUGUAAACAUAAAUAUUUGGUUUUAUUUGUUUAAUAAGUAGUAUAUGACAUUUUAUUAUAAACACGUUCACGACAACCGCUUAUUUCCAGACUUUUUUAGUUGCCAUUGUAUUUUUCAAUAAUAAUCGAAAAAACCUUAAUUUUUUUGUUAAACCUUUAAGUAUAGUGAGAACAGUAUAUAGGCUUCAAAAUUUUGCACAAAACAAAUGACUUUAAUACAUUUUUCAAUGUUUCUUCCAUGUACCCUAAGGGGUACCUAAAAAAUUAAUUUACUAUAAAAAUUACACAAUCGUGUGCCCGAUGGGGUAUACAAAAUCUGAGGUAUUUUUUUAAGUGCGGGAUCACAUAUAACAAACCACAUAGACAGGCAAACAAUACAAAAUACAUAGCAACAUGUACACCAUCGGGCACACAACGCACUUUACGUAAAGCACGGUAUGACCCGAUGGUGUACACAAUGACAGUUGUGAAAUAUCGCGUGUACCAGAUGGGGUACUAAUUUAUAAAUUUAUUACUAUUUUUAUUGGAAUAUAAAAAACUGUUUUCUAACCUAUUCAUAAUUAUUAAAAUCAAUGAAUAUUAUACAGUAUUUAUUUAAAUAUUUUAGUACGAAUUUUAAGUAAAUUAUUUGAGCAUUGGAAUGAGACAAUACAGCCGCAUAGUUUACGGUUUGUUAAAAAAGAUCUACUUUUUGUUUGCCUUUGCAAAUCAAUUAAAAUUUAAGGUAUGUGUAAAAUCAAAUUACGUUUUGAAGAUUAGAUGAAAAAAUCAAUAUGUUUUUAACGAUGUUUAUAGUUUUAUACUGUGCUAUAUUAUAGUGAAAUGUAAGCUAAAAAAUAUUAUUGAGCGAGUUGGGAGUUGUAUAAAGAUAAGUAGGUGCUUGUGAAAGGGCGAUAGCCUAUUUGCAAAUAUGAGUCAAGUCUCAAUUUUGGUUGAAUAAAAUUUUGAUGUAGAAAGCGAGUGCCCACUAAUGUAAAAUUACAACAUGCGAGUAUGCUGUCACAAUGUGAGAUGGAGGGAAGGUGUACAGACCUGAACAGGAGCCUCAGCUGACUGGCCAUUUCCACACCAGUGACACAAAACUUUAUUACAUGAAUGAACAUAAAUUCAUAAAAUGGUAAAACCCCAAGCGAUACACUUUAAGUCAGUAAAAAACAAAAACAUUGUAAUUAAUAAAAGAUUUUGUUGGGGAAAUCUAAGUUACACUUCUCUUUCAAUAAUAAAAAUGUAUUUUUUAUUGAUUCUGUCUUAAAAAAAGAUGUUUAAAAAUUUUACAAAAUAUUCCAUCAAUAACCAAUUGUACCACUUUUUGUCCAUAAAUAUUUAUAAAUACUUAAAAUUGUAUUUUUUAUUGCCAGAACUACUAUGAAACUAUAGGGCUUUCAGGAAGUAUGAUAUAACAUCUUUUGUGGAUAUUUUUAUUGAAAAAAAGGGUUUGAAAGAGUUGACAACAUUUUGGUUGAAAGGCCUGCCAAUAGAUUUUCAAAUGGGGGCAAUCUCUGUAACCUUCUUGUGUAUUUCUGGUUACUUUUGUACAAUUCUUGCCUACGCACUAGUAUACAUUCAGCUAUGACAACUAGAGUGAAGGGCACUCUCAAGGGUGGUGAGUAUGCUACUGGGUACACUCGCCAAUCUGCGAGUGUGCUCUCCGUGUGCGAGUAGGCUCUCAAACUUUAUUCGACUACAAACUGGAGUAGGCACUUGUAAAUACAGUAUCAAAACUCACAACAUGAGAGCCCACUCAUUGUUUGAGAGCAGUCAGUGCGUUUUAUUCAACUGAACCUGAGAGGACACUCGCAAAAUAUGAGAAUUGAAAGAGUACUCAUCUUUAUUCAACUUACCCAAUGACCCCAAUAAUACACAACUAUCAGAUUAUGUAUUUAUAUUAGUUACUAAUAUUUUUUGUGACCUAUUUAAGUUACAUAAAUACAAAAUAUAUUGAUUAUUUUUGCAAAACUGUUGCUAUAAAAUGUUGUAGAUUUAUUAAUAUGAUAGUUCAAAAAUUUGGAUAUAAUUAUGAGACUGCAAGGUAAUGACGUAACUUUAUAUUUCUAGCUCUUGUUCAUGAUUUCAAUAAAAAUUAUUACAUAAUAAAAA
Messenger RNA from Homalodisca vitripennis (glassy-winged sharpshooter), 4987 nucleotides. RefSeq names its product endoribonuclease LACTB2. Gene Ontology annotation, cellular component: mitochondrial matrix. Gene Ontology annotation, molecular function: RNA endonuclease activity; single-stranded RNA binding. NCBI's taxonomy places the organism in Eukaryota, Metazoa, Arthropoda, Insecta, Hemiptera, Cicadellidae. The coding region runs from base 336 to 1208 and encodes 290 amino acids. The transcript has 7 exons. The record is from RefSeq and is a predicted model, not a curated record.